CUCCGCCAUUAUAUUGGUCGUCUCGGGUCGUGGCACCAUUCUUCUCGUACUCUUGUAUCGUAUGCGAGCGAAAGACCGCAGGUUUUCGCCGAGGUUCAAAUCACUGCGCGAGCGACGCCAAAACCGAUCGGUGUCCCACGAGCAAACGAAACCACCAAUCUGCACAGCGUGCUCUCAAGGAUGUUUACAGAAGAUGAGCAGCUCGAGCUCAAGCGAGGAAUAGAGAUCCUACAGCGACUACGUGGUUUUGACCUUGAUUCGGCAUUCCGGGAGGCUUACGCCGACAAGAAUUUCAAACCACGCGUUCACGCAGAAGUGUGGCUACUCGAGCAUUUUUACUGGAGCGACCUACAUUUCCUGGACGAUGAUCGAUACAUAGGUUGCAGCAAACCUUCUUGCUACUGCUGCAAUCUCUAUAUCUUAGAGCGCCAAGACAGAUCGUCGCAGCGCCCCAGCCAUGGCAACGUCUGGACAAAUUGGCAGUCACCUCUGCCUCAGGACAGCAGUAAAAGUUUAUUCGAUGCCAACCUCAGGUCAGCCAUGAUCUCGAAAUUCAAGGAAGAUCUAAAGAAUCAGAUAAUCGAGCCUACUACAAAUCAUGGGCGAAUUCCGGACACCACAACUGGAUUAACUCUUUCGGAC
Messenger RNA from Zasmidium cellare ATCC 36951, 642 nucleotides. RefSeq lists its product as uncharacterized. The transcript has a single exon. Lineage: Eukaryota; Fungi; Ascomycota; Dothideomycetes; Mycosphaerellales; Mycosphaerellaceae. The annotation marks the transcript as partial. The record is from RefSeq and is a predicted model, not a curated record.